AAGUUGCAGCCUGCGUUCAAAGCAGAUGUAACAACUUACAAAGUUACUGUUGCAAGCAAGGUCAACCAGGUUGCAUUGGACCUGCUCACAAGAGACUGCGGAUCCUGUUAUAAAAUCGUAAGUUUCAACAAAGUAAAGUUUUUUGGGAUGCGAAUAUUUUUUAAUACUGUAAGAUAUUCUACACUGUGUACUACGCACGACAUGAUCUGUUCUUCAUGCUCUUGCAAAUCAAUACAUUUAAAAAUUUUCAGCUUUGUGGUGAUGGCUCAAAGUCCAUCACACUGAAUGAUGGAUUGAAUUUGGUUGAAAUAGAGUUGGUAGCCGAGGAUGGGACCUCCAAGAAAUAUUGCAUUGAGGUCACCAAACUGUCUGCGAGGACUGCGGAGUUCAGUGACCUGACCAUUGAAGGAAACGUUCAAUUACAACCUGCAUUUUCUGCAAACAUCUAUGAUUACUCGAGUGAGUGGGUAUGCAUUAAAAAAUAUAUAUGAAAAUAAAGUAUCUAUUCUAUUCUCAUGACUUAUUCUAUUACUUAUAUAAUAUGCUGGGUUUUUUUUUUUUCAACCUGGCAAUCUUUUCAUUUAGGCACAGUUUAUUUCCACUGUAACUCGGGUGACCAUACUCCCGAAGGUUCCUGA
Molecule: messenger RNA, 638 nt
Organism: Coregonus sp. 'balchen'
Lineage: Eukaryota; Metazoa; Chordata; Actinopteri; Salmoniformes; Salmonidae
Source: the annotation of a GenBank genome assembly